GGUCGGGAAGGGUAUCCCUGUGGGGGGCUCGGCCCCCUCGGGCCGGCAGGUGGUGGGGAAGGCGGACAGCUGGCCGUACAACAGCGUGCUCGGCCACACGUUCUCCGUGACCUCCAAGAGCGAUGUCUCCCUCAACACGAUGCAGAGGAGAGUGUCCCAGGAGUUUGACCGGGAGAAAACGACACGGAGAAAAAUCAGAGUUUACCCGUCGGAGAGUGGGAGCGAGUCGCUGGUCAGCAGCAGCCUGGAGUGCGAGUCCAUGUUUAUCGGGACCCUGUUCGACGACAACGACUCAAAGAACAGUGACUUCCUGAACUCCAGCUUCUCACUGGACCCAGAGGCCACGAGUGUGGAUUGUGCCGAUUCCUCGGUGGUGUCGGCAGCCGGGCUGGAGUCUGAGAGUACCGGAGGCCUCAAGCACUGUCUGGGGGUUUCACUCUGCACGGAACAGGAGAAACGGCGCUUCUCAGCCUCCGAGCUGAUGAACAGGCUGCAGCUCUCACAGAGAAGGGUGGCUCAGGCCCUCAAACUGCCCAAGUCACUGGCAGCGAGGUCUCCGUCUCGAGAGAAGAGCAUCUCGGGCUCUCUCACCUCUGAAGGUAAACGCAGCAUAAAGGAGAAGACUCGUUCCCUGACCUCAGCGGAGUGUCUGGCCUUCCAGCAGCUACAGAGCAUUGGGAUGAUCUCCACAGACAGCUCGCUGUCCGGUCUAGAGAAACCCAUCGGCCAUUCCAGGAAGGAAAAGCCAGAGGAAGACACGAGUGAAAUGCAACUGAAAGAGAGGAGACACUCGCGGUUUCUGCAGAACUGUGAGUUCAUGUCUGCGAUCCUGUACCAGGAGUACAGCAACGUGGCCAGCGACCGGGAGAUUCAGCGUCAGAAGCGGGCGGACACGGUGACUGAGGACGAGGACAUGAUCCUGGGCAGCAGGUACAGCCUGUCUCCCCACAACUCCUUCCGAUCCCAGAGGCCGUCGCGAGGCUCCACCUUCGUCCUGUGGCAGGACAUCCCCGGGGUCCGCAGCAGUGGGUUCCUGGACUCCAUGGGCAACGAGCAGCGCAAACUACAGGAGGCCAAGUUUGAGCUGGUGACCUCUGAGGGCUCGUACCUCUGGAGCCUAACUCUGACCGUCGAACAUUUUCAGAACUCUAAGGAGCUGCAGGAGUGUCUGAACAGCCAGGAGAAGCAAUGGCUCUUCUCCAAACUUCCUGAGGUGAAGGAGGUCAGCGAGAAGUUCCUCCAAGAGCUGGAGGACCGAGUGGAGAAGAACAUCCUGUGCUUUGAUGUGUGUGACAUUGUGCUGACUCACUGCCCCGCCUUCCGCAGGGUUUACCUGCCCUACGUCACCAACCAGGCCUAUCAGGAGCAGACCUACCAGCGCCUCCUACAGGAAAAUCCCAAGUUUCCCGGAGUCCUGGCAAAGCUGGAGGAGCAUCCCGUGUGCCAGCGUCUGCCGCUCACUUCCUUCCUCAUCCUCCCGUUCCAACGCAUCAUGAGGCUCAAGAUGCUGGUGGAGAACAUCUUGAAACGCACGGCCCAGGGCUCGCGGGACGAAGAUGCAGCAACAAAGGCCUUCAAUGAGCUGAAGAAGGUGACAGAGGAGUGUAACUGCAGCGUGCAGUCAAUGAAGAGAACCGAGGAACUCAUUCACCUCAACAAGAAGAUCCAUUUUGAAAGUAAGAUUUUCCCUCUCAUCUCCCAGUCUCGGUGGCUGGUUAAGCACGGAGAGCUGACUGAGGUCGACACUCAGACAAACAAUAUGUCAGGAUCAAAGUUCAAGCUGUCCACCAAGCCCAUAUACCUGCAUCUGUUCAACGACUGUCUCCUGCUCUCUCGCAAAAAGGACACAGGGAAGUUUGCGGUGUUUGUCCACGCUAAGAUCCAGGAGCUGAAAGCCAAGGAUCUGAACGUCAAGGUCCACGGAAUCCCAGGCCACGUUUUCCACCUGCAGCUGUUUGAGAAACAGCAACUGAAACAGCAGAUUUUGCUCCGAGCUCGGACCGAGAGUGAGAAGCAGCGAUGGAUAACGGCCACCUUACUGACGCACCAGGACACAGACAGCGAGCUGACCGAGGUGGAGAAAGAAGACUCUCCUCAGGUUCAGUGUAUCAAGGCUUACAAAGCACAGGAGCCCGAUGAGCUGACCCUGGAGAAAGCUGACGUCUUCCAAGUCAAGACCAAAACAAAGGAUGGCUGGAUAGAGGGCAUUCGCCUGAGUGACGGGGACAAGGGUUGGUUUCCAACGAGUCACGUGGAGGAGAUCAGAAACCGGCACGCCAGGAUGCGAAAUCUCCGGGACAAGAAUCGCAUCAAAUGCGCCACCCAGAAACUCCAGGGGCAAAGCUUGUAACCUGCGGCCACUAACUGUCGGCUAAGCUGCCAGUGACCGACCGGGAAUCCCAACCAGGUUCCCAACUCCAGGCCCUCAGUCGCCUGAUGGAGUGGAAUUGAGCUUCUCGGGCAGUGCAUUAGAGUGUGGAGUCACCCAAGUGGAUGGGACAACAACAUUAACAACAAAUGACAUUUACACGGAGCCU
Callorhinchus milii (elephant shark) is the source of this 2537-nucleotide messenger RNA. It is a transcript of the gene arhgef19, whose product is annotated as Rho guanine nucleotide exchange factor (GEF) 19. Gene Ontology annotation, biological process: regulation of actin cytoskeleton organization; activation of GTPase activity. Bases 140 to 2350 code for a protein of 736 amino acids. The record is from RefSeq and is a predicted model, not a curated record. The transcript has 15 exons. NCBI's taxonomy places the organism in Eukaryota, Metazoa, Chordata, Chondrichthyes, Chimaeriformes, Callorhinchidae. Gene Ontology annotation, molecular function: protein binding; guanyl-nucleotide exchange factor activity.